AUGCCUUCUUAUACUUCUUUGAUUUUUGUUAUAGUUGCAAAAAAUAACAAAUCAUCUUUUAUACAAGGUUUAGCAAAAUAUCAAUUAGAUAUGUGUGUUUUUCAAAAAUCAGAUAGAAUUUUACAAUUAAAGACAGGAUUGAAUAUAUUACAGUUGUUUAUGCUAUUAUAA
Cetraspora pellucida is the source of this 171-nucleotide messenger RNA. NCBI's taxonomy places the organism in Eukaryota, Fungi, Glomeromycota, Glomeromycetes, Diversisporales, Gigasporaceae. The record is from the annotation of a GenBank genome assembly.